Globicephala melas (long-finned pilot whale) is the source of this 1068-nucleotide messenger RNA. RefSeq names its product BRMS1 transcriptional repressor and anoikis regulator (gene BRMS1). Gene Ontology annotation, biological process: negative regulation of transcription by RNA polymerase II. Gene Ontology annotation, cellular component: Sin3-type complex. Gene Ontology annotation, molecular function: histone deacetylase binding. Lineage: Eukaryota; Metazoa; Chordata; Mammalia; Artiodactyla; Delphinidae. The record is from RefSeq and is a predicted model, not a curated record.
AUGACUCAUGCGGAAGCGUGGACAGGCUCUCGCCUCAGGAAAAAAGGCUCUCUCGGCGCUUCUGGGAGCUCCGCGGCGGUGGGCAGUACCGGCUGCCUCCGGCACCUCUCAGGGAGUCUCGGACGUGAGGCCGGAGGCCCCACUCCCCGCGGAGCCCAGAUGCCCGUCCAGCCUCCAAGCAAAGACACAGAGGAGAUGGAAGCAGAGGGCGACUCAGCCGCCGAGAUGAAUGGGGAGGAGGAAGAGAGCGAGGAGGAACGGAGCGGCAGCCAGACCGAGUCCGAGGAGGAGAGCUCAGAGAUGGACGAUGAGGGCUACGAGCGCCGCCGCAGCGAGUGCGUCAGUGAAAUGCUGGACCUGGAGAAGCAGUUCUCGGAGCUGAAGGAGAAGUUGUUCAGGGAACGGCUGAGUCAGCUGCGGGUGCGGCUGGAGGAGGUGGGAGCUGAGAGGGCGCCCGAAUACACAGAGCCUCUCGGGGGGCUGCAGCGGAGCCUCAAGAUCCGCAUUCAGGUGGCAGGGAUUUACAAGGGCUUCUGUCUGGACGUGAUCAGGAACAAGUACGAGUGUGAGCUGCAGGGAGCCAAGCAGCACCUGGAGAGUGAGAAGCUGCUGCUCUACGACACCCUGCAGGGGGAGCUGCAGGAGCGGAUCCAGAGGCUGGAGGAGGACCGCCAGAGCCUGGACAUCAGCUCUGAGUGGUGGGAUGACAAACUGCACGCCAGAGGCAGCUCGAAGACCUGGGGCUCCGUGCAGCCCAGCAAGAGGAAGAAGGCCCCUCUUGUUUCCGGCCCUUACAUCGUGUACAUGCUGCAGGAGAUCGACAUCCUGGAGGACUGGACAGCCAUCAAAAAGGCAAGAGCAGCCGUGUCCCCUCAGAAGAGAAAAUCAGAUGCCCAGCCUCCAGGAAAGGAGCCCAGAGGGAGGCAGGGACUGUGUCAGAUCAGUGACCUGAGAGAGUCAGGACGGUCUGGGUGUGAGGGCAUUGUGGGAGCUACGGUGGGGGACCUUGACCCUGCUGUUCACAGCCAGGGGGCCCUUGGAGCAGCUGGCAGCAAACCCAGCAUUUGA